Mya arenaria is the source of this 4585-nucleotide messenger RNA. Its product is annotated as proprotein convertase subtilisin/kexin type 5-like. The record is from RefSeq and is a predicted model, not a curated record. Lineage: Eukaryota; Metazoa; Mollusca; Bivalvia; Myida; Myidae. The coding region runs from base 108 to 2882 and encodes 924 amino acids. The transcript has 4 exons.
GGACUGUUUACAAAGUCUUCGGAUAGAACAACAAGCAUAUGUAGGCUUCGACUGAUAGUGUACAUCAUGUUAUCCAAUAUGGAACUCCCUGGUGUAAAAUCACGCUCAUGGUAACAACACUGCAAUCCUGCCCUCUCAAGAUACCAAGAGUCAUAUCCUGCAUUGAUGGGGGGUCGUGCCCACCUGAUAAACCGUUUUGUUCUGCUGUUGGAUGCUCAUCUACCUGCCCGGAGCCUUAUUUCUUGAACGGCUCUAACUGCGUGUUAUCAUGUGGUAACCUCUUAGUUAAUGAACGACAGUGUGUGUCGUCUUGUCCAGAUGGUCACUUUGAAAGAGAAUCGUUAACUGUAGCCGGUGGUCGUCCUUACAUAAAAAAGCAAUGUGUUGAAUUCUGCAACGAAGAUGAGUACAUCUUUAACACUUCAUGCGUUAAGACAUGUCCGUUAAGUUCACCAUACAUAGGGUCCGGGCAAGCUCCAGUGUACACAAAGACAUAUCAUGGAACACGUGUGUCAACAAAUGUGUGUGGAACAGCAUGCUCUUUAAAUGAACCGUUGAAAGAAAAUUAUACUGUUUUUGGCAUCAAUUAUACGAGAUGCAUUUUAAGCUGCAAAACUAUCAUAGAUGGAGACUUUUGUGUGUCUGAAUGUCAUUCAAAAAGGCCUGUGUUUGAAGGAAGAUGUGUCACAAAAUGUCCUUUGUCACACCCGCUGCUAAACUCAAAAUAUCAGUGUGUGCCUACUUGCACAUCGUCGCUCGUUCUUCAGAAACAGGAGUGUUUAUGUCCGCCACAUUUACCUGUUGUAUAUGAUGGACAAUGUUCAGCUAGUUGUAAUAAUUUAUUUAUGUACCCUCGUACUGAUGUGUCACUUUGUGUUGAUAGUUGCAAAGACACCGAUUUUACCUUAGAUCGGGUAUGCGUUGAAUUGUGUCCAAGAAACAUGUCGUUAUAUGUGAAGUCAUGUGUCCCGAAGUGCCCUGUUGAAUUACCAUACUGGUGUGAGACUGAUAAAGGGCAGGAGUGCUCUUUAAACUCAGGAAACAUCAGUGGGGGUCAUUUUGUUUGUACAAACAAGUGUCCACCUGGUAUGUAUGUUGUAAAUAAUGUCUGUGCAUCACAGUGUCCACAGUUUUCGAGCAAUGGAGAAUGCGUUAUGUCUUGUUCUACUGACAGACCAUAUGUUUUUAAAAACGUCACAUGUUUAAACAAGUACUUAUUCACGUUAUAUAGUGGUACUUAUUGUAUGCGCAUGUCUAAAAUUAUAACUGACCUUACAUGUGUUGCCAAAUGUCCGGCUGGAUAUCAGAUAUACAGUAAUGAGUGUGUUCUGUCGUGCAAUGCUCAAUUGGUAGCGUUUAAUAACUCAUGCGUAUCAGCAUGUCCAGAGGGAAUGUUUGUCGAGGAAACCUCAGCAACACAAAUAUCUUGGCAAGACAAUAAAUUUCCAAUUUCGGCCAAUUAUAAAAAGUUCGAUGUUAUAGGGAUCAAAGAGCACAUAAAUGGAACGAAGUGUGUUGCAAAAUGCGACAAAUUCGUGUUUAACGGUAAAUGCAUCGAUACUUGUCCAGACUCUUUUCCGUUUGAGAAAAACGGGAGUUGCGAUAACUAUACUUGCGGAUCAUUCUACUACGAAAGUAAAACAAACAAAGCGCACCUUCACUGUGUACCUCGUUGUAACAACGGUGACGUGUCAAUUGGAUAUCAAUGUUUUCAGGCAUGUCCUGAAAGCGCGUAUCAAUAUGGUGAUACAUGCGUCAUGUCCUGUCCGCCAGAAGCACCUUUUAUCGAGGUGAACAUUACAUCGGAAUGUAGAGGGGAAUCAUGGUGCAGGCCUGGUUUAAGGCAGAAAAGUUGUAGAAAGUUCUGCUCAAAAACAGUGUUGAAUAUUACUAGCAUAGCGAGUUGUGUUGACGUUUGCCCGCCACCAUUGUUGGAAUACAACAAGAGAUGUGUUCAAAACUGUCCGGUGGAAGCUCCAUUCAUAAACAAUACUUUUGUAGUUAUUCAGCAGUGGCAAUACGGCUCGGUAUGGAAAGUAAAAAAUGUUACAAAAACGUUCAAUGAAUGUGUCUUUUCGUGUGAUGUAAGGGGAAAACCACUGGAUAAAAGCAAGUCUUUUUGCACCAGCGAGUGUCCAUCGAAUUUGCCUUUUAUUAUUUCAAACGUAUGUUCUUCAGGUUGUAAUGAAGCGAUGCUGAGAAAUAAUGAGUCUUUUGGGAUAGAAUGUGUACAUGAAUGCCCGAAAGGAAAGGUGAACGUAAAUAAUCAUUGUUUAGACCCAGCGAGUUGCGGUGACGAGAAUGCGUAUGAAUAUGAUGGCAGAUGUGUAACUUCGUGCCCAAAGGAAAGGCCUUUUGGUAUGAACGGAGUAAAUAGAAGCUGUAUUGCUGAUUGUGGGAAAGAUCAUCUUUAUUCCAAUGGAACGUGUAUUAAUAAAUCCAAUUGCAAAGAGUCCAUGAUUGUCUUUAAAGGCCAAUGUCUCGAGAAAUGCCCAGACGGUUAUGGAAGUUUUUAUAAAUGCUACCACGUGAUGUUCUUCGUGUUGUUUGUAAUCGGAGUGUUUGGUUUGUUGACCUUUUUCAUUGGACUUGGAAGACAAAUCUUCAAGGAAUACUUCAUCGUAUUGCGCAUGAUUGUCUCUGAUUCAUAUAUAUCUUCAACGACACACAUACUUUCAAAAAGCCUUGAAACUAGUGGAUUGGAACUAGAGGACGACUAUGACAUCGGCAGCUUUGGUAUUGAUAUUCAAGGUUUUGAUGACGACGUGCCUCUUUUGCGACUGACGGGAAUCGUUGAUACGAGUGAGGCCAGCACUGAAGCCCAAACGUUAGCAGAUGUCCAUGCGACGGAAAGUGAUGCCGAUGAGACUCUCUGUAUAUAGUUAAAACAAUUAUAUAUUUACUAGCCUAUAUCAUUUCACCAUUUGUCUCUUGAAACUUUGUGUAUUAUAUUAUUGGGUAAGGUGAAACAAAAGAAACAGUAUCGUAAUUUAUUUUCUGGAUUUUCAAUACUGUCAAUAGACAGUUUAAUCAACAUACACCACUGUUUUCAAACUUCACUAAUGUAGAACAUGUACAUGUAUUAGUAUUGUCAUGUAUAAACUUCAAAGCUAUCUUCAUGCGACGAUGUAACACAUUAUAACACUGGAUGAAACUUGAACAGAAAUGACAGAAGAUUAGGUUGUAGCUGAGAAUAAUCUACAUGAAGUUCAAUGGAAAAGUCUGAUUAUUAAAUUUUUAUUUUUAGAAUAAAGUGUAUAAUAAAAAUUUGAAUCUAUGAAAGGUCAACCCAAAAAAAUGAACAAUAAUUACCUUUAAGUGACUAUGUUGAAGACUUAAUAAAAUUUAAAAUCCCUUAUUACUAAAAAUAGAAAGUAGUGGAAUCUCCAAAAGGGAACCAUAUAGCAAGACUUAUAGCUGCCCUUGCUUCAAGAGUAAACUUUACAUAACUAUCAGAUUUUAACAUUUUGGCCAUUUUGUUGUUGUUGUUGUUGUUGUUGAUCAAUCAUCCCCUUUGGUGUAUUUUUGUAGAGGGUCACCCAAGAAAGCUUUCUGUGAAGUUUAAUUGAAUUUGGACUGGUAGUAUUAGAGGAGAUGGGUUUUUUAAGCAAAAUAGGAAGUUGGCCAUUAGUGUUGUUGUUGUUGAUCAAUCGUGCCCCUUGCUGUAUUUUUGUAGAGGGUCACCCAAGGAAUCUUCCUGUGAAGUUUCAUUGAAUUUGGACAGGCAGUUUCAGAAGAGAAGUUUUAAGCAAUUGUUGACGGACGGACGGACAGACGCCGGCCAAAACUUAUCACAAUAGCUCACCAGAGCAGAGUACAUAAAAAUGUGUUCAUACGCGCUGUCAAAAAAACGUAAACAAACAUCAGAAACAUUGUUUCGAAAUAAAUCCUGUCGGUCUCAACAAACUCAGCUCCACGAUGAAACGAAUGAUGAAGAAGGCUGGGCUUAAUCCAAACAAACGGCCCCCUGAUCACAGCGCAAGAAUAUACCUCGUCCAGGAAUUGAAUCAUGAAUGACAACAAUGUUCCUGCGAACCUGAUUAUGCAAAUAACGGGACACAAGAACAUUGCAUCUUUAAACAACCAUAGCCACAUAAAUCCAAAUCAACACAAGGAAAUAUCCAACAUCCUGUACUGCAGAGGAAAUACAUGCACAAUGCUCAGUCUAUGUACACAGUUCGCAAGCAAUGUUCAAGAUCACACAGUCACUGUUUCCACAUGAAAUCUCACUUUAUCUUUUACAACAUUUUUAGUGCUCCAAUUCGCGGAGGUAAAACUCAUUGUGCAUAUCCAUCAAAAUGAUAAAAAUCCAUAAUGUAAUCCAACAGCUACAAAGCGAAUUCGCACUACAGAAAGCGACUGUGACGCUGACUAACGGUCUUUUCAAACUUCAAACGCCAAAUGACAUGUACACACUCGCGUGAUUACUAAUGAUGUCAUGCAGUUAGGACAUUGCUCUUAUCAUUGAUUUGCUUGAUUUAAAUGGAUUGAAAUGUGUAUUCUUGUUUUCUUUUAAGUGAAACUUUUGAAAAUCGGUUGGUAAUUAAGACAUGAAUUAUGUUUUUUUAUUGUAAAUAAAAUGUUU